Oppia nitens is the source of this 843-nucleotide messenger RNA. RefSeq names its product lysoplasmalogenase-like. Bases 1 to 843 code for a protein of 280 amino acids. The record is from RefSeq and is a predicted model, not a curated record. The transcript has 2 exons. Lineage: Eukaryota; Metazoa; Arthropoda; Arachnida; Sarcoptiformes; Oppiidae. Gene Ontology annotation, cellular component: membrane.
AUGAAAAAAACAUUACGUAAUAGUCUCAUAAAACUGGUCACACCAUUCAUACUACUGGUCGUCCUAUGUUUCCAGUAUACAGAUGCUGGCGAUGGCUACCUGUCCACAGCAUUGCUAAAAUUGUUACCAAUUUUAUGGCUAAUAUUAUGUCUAAAAGUUAAUAAUAUUAAUAUUAUCAACAAUAGUAAACAUUACUAUAACUAUUACUAUACAAAACGUAUCGGUUGGGCACUUGUAGCCUCACUAGCAGGUGAUUUAUGUCUAGUAUGGCCCGAAAACUACUGGUGCCUAACCAGUGGUAUACUAUGUUUUUCUGUUGGACACCUGUACUACAUAUGGGCACUCGGGUUCGAGCCUAUGGGACUCCAAAUUUUUUUGUCAUAUUUUCUACCCCUAAUAGUUGCCAAUGCAAUUGUACUGUCAUUUAGUUUAAAAGGACCAUUAUUAAUACUGGUGCUCGUCUAUACACUGCUAAUAAUGACAAUGUUAUGGCGAUCACUGGUCCUAUACCAACACAAUCGACUGCACCGACACCGACACCAAUCCAAUCAUCUGAUGGCCAGUUGUGUACUAACUGGUGCCCUAUUGUUUACCCUAUCCGAUGCCUGCCUGAGCCUUGAACUAUUUCAAGCACCCGAUCUACUCACACCCCGUAACUAUCGGCUAAUUGUAUUGACUACCUACUAUCUGGCUCAGUUAUUGUUUACCGUAUCGACACUAUUAGUUAGCCAAAGUGGUAAUGGUGGUGGUGGUGGUAGUGGUAGUGGUGGACUAGUAGUAUCUACCUAUCCCAAUCGGGUUAUACCCAGAUUAUUUAAUAAAAAUAAAAAUAAAAAAUAUUAG